GGGUGUGGCGCCGGGGUGGCAGCGCCGGAGCCCGGAACGCGCGUGUUCUGUGUCGCGAGCGCGCGAGGGAACGCGGGUCCCGGGAACCCCGGCGCCCUGUCCUCUUCCAUUGCGCUUCCCUGCCGUGUGUGGCACGGAGCUGGACAUGGAGCCGCAGCAGAGGUCCCCCUUGUUGGACGUGAAGGGGAACAUAGAGCUGAAGAGAGCCCUGGCCAAAGCCCCUUCCCGGCUCCCUCUCCCGGGAAGCAGGCUGAAGAGGGGUCCCGACCAGAUGGAGGAGGACUUGGAGCCUGAGAAGAAAAGGACACGAGGCCUGGGCACCAAAGUUGCCACGUCCCACCCCAGAGCAAUGGCCCUCACCACUGUGCCACAGACACAAGGCCAGACCGCAGUGCUGAAAAUUCCCAGGAAGACAGGACCCCGAUGUUCCACAGCUAUCGCCACAGUGUUGAAGAAUCAGAAGCCAGGCCCUGCUGUUCCUGCCCAGAAGCCUGGCACAACAGCUCCUCCUCCUGUGGUGGGAAGGAAGAAACCCAGCAAACGUCCGGCCUGGGACUUAAAGGGUCAGUUAUGUGACCUAAACGCAGAGCUGAAAUGCUGCCGUGAGAGGACCCAGAUGUUGGACCAGGAGAACCAACAGCUGCGGAACCAGCUCAGGGAGGCCCAGCAACAGGCCACGGCCCUGGGGGCAGAGCGCAGGACACUGGAAGAGGAGUUGGCCAGGAUGCGGGCCCAGGCUGAAAAGGGCCAACGGGAGCUGGGGAACCUGAGCGCCCAGGUCCUGGAGCUGGAAGAGCGGCUGGGCACGCAGGAGGGCUUAGUGCAAGAGCUCCAGAAAGAACAGCUGGAAUUGCAGGAGGAGCGGAGGGGACUGGCUGCCCUUCUGGAGGAGCAGGAGAGGAGGCUACAGGCAUCAGAAGCUGCUCUGUCGGGCAGCCAAGCGGAGGUGGCAUCCCUGCGCCAGGAGGCUGCGGCCCAGGCGGCCUUACUGGCUAAGCGGGAAGAACGUCUCCAUGGGCUCGAGAUGGAGCGCCGGCGGCUACACAACCAGCUGCAGGAACUCAAAGGCAAUGUCCGUGUCUUCUGCCGGGUCCGCCCCGUCCUUCCAGGGGAGUCCACCCCACCCCCUGGCUUCCUGCUAUUUCCCUCCGGCCCCAGCGGGCCCUCUGACCCUCCAACCCGACUCAGCCUCUCCCGGUCUGAUGAGCGGCGUGGGACCCUGAGUGGGGCGCCAGCCGCCCCCACCCGCCAUGACUUCUCCUUUGACCGGGUAUUCCCACCAGGGUGUGGACAGGAAGAAGUGUUUGAAGAGAUUUCCAUGCUUGUCCAGUCAGCCCUGGAUGGCUACCCAGUAUGCAUCUUUGCCUACGGCCAGACAGGCAGCGGCAAGACCUUCACCAUGGAGGGUGGGCCUGGGGGAGACCCCCAGGUGGAGGGGCUGAUCCCUCGGGCCCUGCGGCACCUCUUCUCUGUGGCCCAGGAGCUAAGUGGCCAGGGCUGGACCUACAGCUUUGUGGCAAGUUACGUAGAGAUCUACAACGAGACUGUCCGAGACCUGCUGGCCACUGGGACCCGGAAGGGCCAUGGGGGUGAGUGUGAGAUUCGCCGGGCAGGGCCGGGGAGCGAGGAGCUUACUGUCACCAACGCCCGAUAUGUUCCUGUCUCCUGUGAGAGAGAGGUGGAGGCCCUGCUCCAUCUGGCCCGCCAGAACCGGGCUGUGGCCCGCACAGCCCAGAAUGAACGAUCGUCGCGAAGUCACAGUGUGUUCCAGCUGCAGAUCUCUGGGGAGCAUGCUGGCCGAGGCCUGCAGUGCGCGGCCCCCCUCAGCCUUGUGGACCUGGCUGGGAGUGAGCGGCUAGACCCUGGCUUGGCCCUCGGCCCUGGGGAGCGGGAACGCCUUCGGGAAACGCAGGCCAUUAACAGCAGCCUGUCCACACUGGGGCUGGUCAUCAUGGCCUUGAGCAACAAGGAGUCCCACGUGCCUUACCGGAACAGCAAGCUGACCUACCUGCUGCAGAACUCUCUGGGCGGCAGCGCUAAGAUGCUCAUGUUUGUGAACAUUUCCCCCCUAGAAGAGAACGUCUCCGAGUCCCUCAACUCCCUACGCUUUGCCUCCAAGGUGCGGUCACUACCAGUCCCAUCCCUGUCAGGCCUCCUGGGAAUUAUAGGCUUCUCCACCCCUACCCUGCUGUCCUUCAGGCCAGGGGGCACGGUUCAUCCAGAAUGGAUGUACAUUUGCCAGGCAUCUGGGGCACUACCUACCUGGAUCCUUUUUUUUUUUUUUUUUUUUUAACUAUUGACUUUUGGGGGUUUUUAAUUAAGUUUUUAAAAAUAGGUAGUUGAAAGGUCAAAACUAUAUCAAUAGAAGGCUAUAUACAACAAGUGAGAUUUAACCACUGCCCCUGUCCCCAUUCUCCCCACUUGCCCUAGUAAUCAUUUUCAUCAUUUAUCAUUUUACUUAUCCUUCCAAUGUUUCUUUUUGCAAAUACAAGCAACAUGCAUGGGAUUUCCCUCCUUAUAUAAGACGUCUCUUCUCCCCCUCUCAUAUAUUAUGUCAUAUAUUAUGUUGUCCUGUGCUUUUUUCUUUUUUUUUUUUUUGAUUAACAAGACAGCCCCAGGAUUAUUCCCCACCAGCACAGAGAUGAUCCCAUUAUUUUUACAUCUGCCUAGGACUCCACUGUGUAGAUGCACCAAAGUUUAUCCACCAGUUCCCUCUACUGGACACUUGGAUUAUUUCCACCCUUUUACUAUUACAUACAAGGCCAUGUUGGCUAACCUUGUACAUUAUCAUUUUAUAUUUGUUUAGUUACAUCUAACUAUCUAGGGAGAGAGUCCUUGAAAUGGAAUUCCUGUAUCAGAGACGUACAGGUUUUUCACACUAUUCCAAAUAGUGUGAAUUUAGGCUCCAAUCCCCACGAAGAUCAGCUGUGUCCAUGGCCAUGAAUUCUCUAGGAGACUUAAGCUCCCUCUACUAGAGUUAAGUCAGGAUAUUUCUUUACUGUCUGCCUCCAGAGGGUAAUUUUUUCCUCUGGUUACUUGUUUUCCUGAGGGUAUAGUCCUAUGAUAUGUUCUGGCUUUAUUCAGGGUCUCUGAUCUUGUGUGCCCUUCUGCACUCUUGCUGCCAUGGUAGUAGUCAGCCACCUUAGCACCCUGCCCUGGUCUACUUUAAUCAGGAUUUCCCUUGCAGUCUUGCAAGUUCAAGUAAAGUUCUUUUUUUUUUUUUAGUUUAUUUAUUUUUGGCUGCUUUGGGUCUUCAUUGCUGCGCGUGGGCUUUCUCUGGUUGCGGCAAGCGGGGACCGCGCAGGCUUCUUAUUGCGGUGGCUUCUCAUGGGAGCAUGGGCUCUAGGUGCACGGGCUUCAGCAGUUGUAGCUCGCAGGCUCUAGGCGCACAGGCUUCAGUAGUUGUGGUGCAGGGGCUUAGUUGCUUUGCGGCAAGUGGGAUCUGCCCGGACCAGGCCUCAAACCCGUGUCCCCUGCGUUGGCAGGCGGAUUCUUAACCUCUGUACCCCCAGGGAAGUCCCCAAGUAAAGUUCUAUCAACAUCAUUAACACCCUACGACAUGAACUCUUUAAUAUCCUCUAAUACCCAGUUGAUGUUGAAUUUCCCUAUUGUCUCAGAAAUGCCUUUUAUACAUUAGGUUUGCUCUGUUCAGGAUCAAAGCAAGGGCCGCCCAUUUCAUUUGGUUGAAAUUGUCUCGAGUUUCUUUUUAAAUUUUUGUUUAUUUAUUUAUGGCUGCAUUGGGUCUUCGUUGCUGUGCACGGGCUUUCUCUAGCUGUGGUGAGCCGGGGCUACUCUUCAUUGCGGUGCGUGGGCUUCUCACUGUGGUGGCUUCUCUUGUUGCGGAGCACGGGAUCUAGAUGCACGGGCUUCAGUAGUUGUGGCACAUGGGCUUAGUUGCUCCACAGCACGUGGGAUCUUCCCGAGGAGUAGGGCUUGAACCUGUGUGCCCUGCAUUGGCAGGUGGAUUCUUAACCACUGCGCCACCAGAGAAGUCUGAGUUUCUUUUAAUCUAUAAUAAUCUCAUCCCCUUUUAUAGCAUUUAUUUGUUGAAGAAGUAGGGUCAUUUGUCCUAUAGAAUAUACCAUAUUCUAGAUUUUGGCUGGUUGCUUCCUCUUUCCUUCACAAUUUUUGUAGAUUUAGAGGCUUGAUUUGAAUCAGGUUUAAAUUUCUUAGGAAAAAACUUCAAUGGUGUGAUACGCUUUCUAUUGCAUCAUAUCAGGAGGCACCUAGUAUCUAGUUGUUCCACUUUUUUUCCCCCCUCCCCCUAAUUGUUCCACUUUUAAUGAUAUAAAAAUUGAUCAUUGGAUUUGGGUAUUGUCAGCCUGAUCUAUCCAUUUAAAAACUUCCUAUCAACUUUUUCCCCUAGUGAUUUUAUCAGUGAUGCUAUCUAGAUCUAUUAUUAGGGAGUUUUUAAAUGGUGAUUUUUUUUAAAUGGUGAUUUUCUAAUUUUCUCAGUUGUUCUACAUUUAUUAAUCACAAUUCUUCUAUAAAUAACUCCCCCAUGCCAUCUAUUUGGUUAUUCUGAAAUUCAGUCCAUACAGGUAAGAUGGAAUAAAUGCUAGAUUCUUUAUCAAUUUUCAGUAUUAUAAGUUGGUAUCUUGGCAACUUUCAAAGGUGAACAGUGAGUUUUUUAUCCAGGAGGUAACAUCUUACAGAUACUUGUACUUUUGGUAUAUAUCCUUUGCUGUCAUUAUUCUUUCUGAUGCUCAAAUUGCCCAUCUUUGGCCAGUGGAAGCUCCAACUUGGCUCCUGUGUCCUUUAGAUAGGUCCCCAGUAGUCUUUACUCCAGAUCUAUCUUGUACAUUUCCUCCCCUAGGCUCGGAAUCGUUAAUUUUCCAAGUAGCCUUGGUUCCUAAAUUUGUGUUGUUCUUGUUUUAUCUAGCUUAUUAAGCAUUAGUGUUGGGAGGGCUUUGGGGGUGUCUAGUCCGAGGUACUGCUAGAAACAGAAGCUCCUCUCUCUGCUCCUGUGUGGGGCUUUUGUCCCUUCUCAGGCCUUUCCUCCUCUUCCAGACCUAGAAUACCUAGUGGGCAUGGGAGAACUGAGACCAGCCUGAACCUCCUUUCAGAGCCCUUACUUUAGGAUUCUCUGAGGGCAGCCCUAAUAUUGGGGGUUGGGAGGUGAUUUGGAGAAAACUGUUCUUUUGGUUACUCUGAAGACUUUUUUUGUUUGUCUAAACCC
Messenger RNA from Physeter macrocephalus (sperm whale), 5179 nucleotides. RefSeq names its product kinesin family member C1 (gene KIFC1). The transcript is spliced from 10 exons. Lineage: Eukaryota; Metazoa; Chordata; Mammalia; Artiodactyla; Physeteridae. Bases 146 to 2293 code for a protein of 715 amino acids. The record is from RefSeq and is a predicted model, not a curated record. Gene Ontology annotation, biological process: microtubule-based movement. Gene Ontology annotation, molecular function: microtubule motor activity; ATP binding; microtubule binding.